Messenger RNA from Orycteropus afer afer, 678 nucleotides. RefSeq names its product single-pass membrane protein with coiled-coil domains 3 (gene SMCO3). The record is from RefSeq and is a predicted model, not a curated record. Bases 1 to 678 code for a protein of 225 amino acids. NCBI's taxonomy places the organism in Eukaryota, Metazoa, Chordata, Mammalia, Tubulidentata, Orycteropodidae. The transcript has a single exon.
AUGGCUCAGAGUGACUUCCUCUACCCAGACAACCCGAAGAGGAGGCAGGAAGUAAACCGUCUUCACCAGCAACUCCUUGAUUGCUUAUCUGACAGCUUCCAUGCCACCAAUAAGCUGAUUGGGGUUCUAAAUAUGCACUUGGGGUGCAGGUUGGCCUCAAUUGAAAUGAAAAGACAUGGCACCAUCAAAGAAAACUGUGAUAUCAUCAUUCAGGCCAUGAUGAAAAUUCAAAAGGAACUGCGAAAAGUUGAUGAAGCACUAAAAGAAAAACUAGAGCCAACCCUUUACAGAAAACUUCAGGACAUUAAGGAAAGGGAGACAGAGAAAAUAGCAAUCGUACAAAAGGUUAUUUCAGUUAUCCUGGGAGAAGCCACUUCUGCAGCCAGUGCAGUGGCUGUUAAACUCAUAGGCUCAAACGUCACAACAGGCAUAAUUAACAAGUUGGUCACUGUUUUAGCUCAAAUUAGUGCUUCUCUCCUUGGUAGUAUUGCAGUUGCUGUUCUUGGCCUUGGCAUAGAUAUGAUCAUCCGUGCUAUCUUGGGAGCAGUGGAGAAAACGCAGCUUGAAGCAGCCAUCAGAAGUUAUGAGAAGCAUCUGGUAGAGUUCAAGUCAGCCUCAGAGAAAUACCAUCACGCCAUUACUGAGGUCACCAAUACAGUGAAACGCCAAAUGAAAUGA